Molecule: messenger RNA, 2003 nt
Organism: Notothenia coriiceps (black rockcod)
Lineage: Eukaryota; Metazoa; Chordata; Actinopteri; Perciformes; Nototheniidae
Gene: apobec2b
Product: apolipoprotein B mRNA editing enzyme, catalytic polypeptide-like 2b
Exons: 4
Coding region: 309-1145 (278 amino acids)
Biological process (GO): cytidine to uridine editing
Cellular component (GO): cytoplasm; nucleus
Molecular function (GO): cytidine deaminase activity; RNA binding
Source: RefSeq, a predicted model, not a curated record
GCCUGAUGGAUUAAAGAGCUGCCGCUAGUUUUGUUUAAAGUUUUUAUAUUUAUACACAGAAUAUGGUAGUUUCCUUUCUUAGAUUGACAGCUGUAUUACAUUUGCUAAGACAGUCCAGUCUCUUAAGAGGGGGAGUGGGUCAACUUAUCGCUGCCUCGGCCUGACACAUGUUGUGAAUCUAACAACACAAUAGGAUCUAUUUCUGUAAAUGCACUAGGGUUAUCUCAGUACUUACCCUGAGCUAUUUCUCGUUCCCUUUCCCUCCCUCCCUCUCUUUAUCUAACACUCUAACCCACUUGCUCAAAAUCAUGGCGGACAGUAACAGCCGGGUCACUGUUAAGAGGAAAGAGAAGAAGGUAGAAAACAAAGCCAAGGAUGAGAAGGACAAAGAAAAGGAGAAGGGGAAGGGGAAGGAGAAAGUGGUGAAAAAGCCGGACAAACCUGUGAAACCAGUGAAAACUGUGAAAAAGGAAGAGACGACUCCUGAGCAGCCCAAGGCGGAGGAAGAGAAAACGAAUGGGGAAAGUGAAGGUGCAACGGGAGCUGGCGCUGAGGCAAACGUCAAUGAAGAAAAUGGAGAGUAUCAGCCCAUAGAACUGCCACCAUUUGAGAUUGUCACAGGGGAACAGAUGAGCCCCUUCUACUUCAAGUUUCAGUUCAGGAACGUUGAAUACUCCUCGGGGAGGAACAAGACCCUGCUGUGUUUCAGAGUGGAUACACCAGGAGGCAGCACAGAGCCUCUGAGAGGUUAUAUGGAGGAUGAACAUGCCACAGCGCAUGCUGAAGAGGCCUUCUUUCAACAGGUGCUCCCUGACCCUUCCCAAGAGUAUGAUGUCACAUGGUAUGUAUCAUCCAGUCCUUGUGUGGCUUGUACAGCUAAAUUGGCCAUCGUACUCCAGCAACGUAAGAAAGUCCAUCUCAGCAUGUUCAUCUCCCGUCUCUUUGAGUGGGAAGAGCCGGAGAUAGUGGAAGGGCUCCGAGCUCUGGCUAGUACCGGCUGCAAACUGAGGAUGAUGAAGCCGUCUGACUUUGUACAUCUCUGGGAAACGUAUGUGGAGAAGGAGGAAGAGAUCUUUGAACCCUGGGCGGAUUGUCAGGAGAACUAUGAAUAUUAUGUGGAGAAACUGGCCGAUAUCCUCAAGUAGAUGUGCACAUGAUGACAUCACCACUGAGUCACACUUGGACUUGCUAAACCCACACUGGUUGAAUGUGGGUUUUUUGCAGUUAUAUCAGAUUUCUUUGUUUGAAAGAACACUCACACUCACACUUGUAUUUUUUAUUUUGAUUAUUUCAUAGGAAGACAACAUUGCACACUUUAGAUAAAAAAAUAACACUCAUUGCUGUAAGCUUUGGAGAAGACUAACUUACAUUCACGUACCUAGUCAUAGUAUACAGUCUAUUUUUAACACAAAGUUACAUUAUUAUGCCUUAGUAUGACAUCCACGUUAGAAAGAUCUUUAAUGAUUUAUUUAAGUUCUCAUUGAAAUCAACUACAUAAAGCUGUGUGGGCUGCAGAAAUAAUAAUACAAUCAUUUAAAUAGGCAAACAAGUUCAUAGAGUACGUCUCAUCUGAAGCAAUUUGCACACAUUUUCCUUUACAAAGACCAAUUUAUGAGAAAAGGUGUGUCUGACAUGUCUAUUAUGCAUCAGGCCACAGAUGUUAGAAUUGAAAACGUACUUAAUUCUCCUUCAGUUAACACAUAUUUACAGUGAAUUGAAUAAUUGUCAGCAGUUAAACAUACACAUUAUGAUUGAUGCUUAUUACAUAAAUAAUUUUUUUUUUUGUAUUCCCUUUAACUGUUUAAUGAUGUGAAAUAAAAUGUGUAAAAUUCUAACGGUAUUGUGCAACCAAAGAAUUUUCUGUGCAGAAAAAAUGUGUACACAUCUCUAUGGCAAUGCCAGCCAGUAUAUUGGUCCAGGAUUCAUUAUUAUGCUGAAGGACCCCCACUCAUCGGCAAGAUAGGUGGGGGUCCGGUUGUGGAGGGCUUUGUAUGUGAGCAGGA